GAAUGAAACAAGUACGGAUUUGUGAAUAGGCUACUUAUGGUCGACUGAGAUGUAAUGUACACAAAUGUAUUACCAGUGAUUACUUAUCCACCGAAUGUAUACAGCAAAAAGUACAGAACUGUACUAUAAAUAACAUAAUAACGUGUUCUGUUUUGAUUCAGAUUUUUUUUCUUGUAAGUCGCAGAAUGUAGCUGGUGACAAUGUUGAAGAGGAAGAUAGAAGAAAUUGGUGAUUUAUCAUCUGACAUAGAUGACAACAGUAGCAGUUCUGUCAUAACUAACAGCAGUUCUGAUGUUCCAACAUCUAUAGUUAUGUCUAAAAAGAAACGUCAAAAGAAGUCUGUGAAGUUCAAAGGUGUGACUGUCUACUAUUUUCCCAGAAUGCAAGGUUUUACAUGUGUUCCAAGUGAAGGAGGUUCCACACUGGGCAUGUUACACAAGCAUAGUCAUAUAGAGAGUUUUAGUAUACCAGACCAUGCCAAGGAACAGAAGAGACUACACACCUUAAUGAUUGAAGAAAUGAAGAAACAAGAAAAGAAAAGUGCUAAAUAUUUGGGGAGUGACGAAGAAGAUGAUGAUGAGGAAGACAUGGAAGAUGAUUCUGAUUUUGAGAAUGACGAUUAUUAUGUACUGACACCAAUAACAACAAGACAGAGACGCAUUCUGCUUAGACAGUCAGGGGUUAAAAAAAUAGAAAGUGGUGAGAAGGAUGGGUGCCGAGAUAUUCGUAACUCACGUGAGCUAUGUGGGUGUGACUGUCAGGUAUUUUGUGAUCCAGAGACUUGUGCCUGUAGUCAAGAAGGUAUACAAUGUCAGGUCGAUAGAUUAUCAUUUCCUUGUGGUUGUAGUAAAGACGGCUGUGGUAAUCUACAAGGUAGAAUUGAGUUUAACCCCAUUCGUGUGAGAACUCAUUUUAUUCAUACAUUAAUGAGGCUUCAGUUAGAUAAGAAAGAAGAAGAUCAUUUAUCACCUGUUACUAAAAUACAAAAAGGUCAAGAAUUAGAACAAGAGAAAAUUGAAUCGGAUGUUGACUCUGCACAUUGUUCUGACGAUGAGCAAAAGACAAUUGACUUGACUGAAUUUAACAGCAACGAACUAGGGAGUUGUCGAGAUUGUCAGAAUUCAGAUGUCUGUAAUGUAAUGAUGCAGGAAGUUCAGUAUGCUUCUCAACAACAGAGGACAGCACUGAUCUAUCAGUCACAACAAUACCGGGAAUCUCAGUCUAACGUGUUACCAAGAGUAUAUCUCUAUAAUGAAUCAGAUGAACUUUAUAACACUGAUAGUAUGUCUUCUUUAUAUAAUUACAAAGAAGAUGAAAGCUCAUAUUCAGAGUCCAGUUCUACAGAGAAUAGCCCACCAUAUGAAAAUGUUGAUUAUCCAGAGAAAUCAUAUCAAACAUUAACGCCAUUUACAACUGAACAAACAAACCAAAACUUUAGUAGCCAUAGUAACAAUAUAUCACCACAAAGUUCAUUCAUUUCAAACUCACAGCCAGAAAAAAAGUACACAUCAUUAAAUUCUGCAGAUCAAUUCUAUAAAGUUACAGACCAAAUGACAGCUGGGGUUGUUCAAAACAACUGGAUGUCAUCGUAUUCAGGACCUCAAAAUCGUGUGGUAUCCACAUGUUAUACCACAAUGACAAACACUACCAGUGAUAAAAUUGCUGAAGCUUGUCCCGCCAUAUUAUCACACAUAAACCACAAUGAUAAUGGAUACACCGAUGGCAUUACAGUAGAGAAAUAUCAAGAUCCAUUCUCUGUCAAUUGUGGUGAUGUUAAAACUUAUAUAGACUUAGACAAAAGCUCAUCUAGCCAAUCAGAAACAGGUAACCAUUGUGUAACCAAUCAACAAGGGCAAUCAGAAGCACAGACGUGGAAUAAUUCUUCAGAAGUUGGGCAGAACUUUGGUGAAAUUAUAAAAGAAUCAUUGGUAGAAACUGUGCAUGUAUCUGCUUGACAAAUCUUAUAAUCUCAACUCUAAAAUGUUUGUGAUUACAGUUAGUGUAUUUGAUUAAGUAAGGUUUACCAACCUGUUUAAAGUGUAGUAAAGCAAUCCAUUGUAUAGUGGACUUCAUUGUUUUUUAUGGCUUGACACAAAAAAACUAAAGUUGCCUUCACUUCAAAGAUUAAAUAUUUACAUUAUAAAACAUUCACCAAUCAAAAUAGGGUGCAAAGGUUAGUGAUUUAACUAGUCAGAAAUAUUUUACUGCAAAGAAUCUUGUCAAUGAAGGAUGAUCAGUUGUUUCAUUGACUGUCUACUUAAAUGUACAUGAUGUAACUAAGAAUGGCAUGCAUAUUUUAGUGUAAGAUGGUUAUUAUAAGCAAUCCCCAUGUUACAGUGGUGCUAUUAACAUGUAAGGCAUUUCACUGAAAGUCAUUGUUACAAAACAAGUGUACUUUCACUAAAAUUUUCUAAAAAAAUAGAUAAGGUGCUUUUUGAGAGGAAGCUUCAUGAAGUCUUUAUUAAGGAACAUUUAUUUAUAGAUUUGAAUAAGGUUGGUGAUUUGGUACUUCUACACAUGUAUGAAAUGAGAUUUAUUUUACAGUUCUAUGUAAAGAUAUAUUGUUUUCAUUGUUGUUAUCAAACGGAAUCUUUGUCUCAGAUAAAUAUUGUGUUAUUUGUUAUGUAGCUCGUUUUAAAGAAAUUCUAAGAACAUCAUUUAAAUCGGUAUUUGAGCAUUGUUGAGGCAUACAAACUUGUGAAUUAAUAGUAUUACAUAUCCCAAAAGUCAUUUGAUAUCUGGGUCUGAGAUUCUUGUUAAAUGUGAUAAGUGUAAAUCAAUAUUUUACUCACAUCUUUAUGUAUAAGAUUUUUUUUAUAUAUGAUUGUAAUGUGAACAAUUGUAAAUAAUUUUUCCUUCUUAUUUUAAACAACUAUGUCUCUAAGAAUAUUUAUCAAAAUUUUAUGAAUUGUAACUGUUAAAUUUUGAUGUUGAUUUACAGCUUAUUUAUUCAUUUCUUUUUUUUUACGAGUAGAUCUGAUUUUACAAAUUGAAUAUAUAUUUACAAGUAUGGUAAAAAAAAUAUGGCAAAGUUGUCUUCCCUGUAUGGCUAAAUUGAAAAGUUAGGACAUUGAAAUGAAUCAGAUAAUUAUUUUACUAAAAUAUGCUGACAUAUGAAAAAAACUUCAGAUAAUUAUUUUAUAUUUUUCCAUAAACACAUGUAUGACAUAUGCAUGACAAGAAAUAAAAAGUAAUUGAAAUUACAUUUCAUUUGUUCCGAUGAGAUCUGUUUGAAGGUUUACAUCCUACUGAUUUCUGUGAGCAAUAUUUGUACUGAGAGUACUGACAUAUGUUAUUAUAUCUAUGUUUGUUGGAAAUAUUUGAAAUUAAUCCACAAUCAAUAGCAAAAUUUCCAAAUAUCUGAAAUUUGUAAAUGUGUUUAUUAAUGAUCUACGCCAUGUACGCUGAGGAACCAAAAAUAUAAAGUGCAUGUACUUUGUCUUUUGACAUAAUGUUUCAAAAGUUUGUUUCAUUCAUAAUUGUAAUUGAUAGUUCAUUUAAUAUUAUAUAAGCUUUACCUAGAUCUUUUUUUAUUUGUCAUUAGUGCUUGCUAGGCCAGAUGUCAUUGUUGUUUCCAUGACAACUCUCUUUUAAUCUUAUUAUGUUUUGUUUAUGUGUGUUUUGCUUAAUGUAAACUUUAAGGCAAUAAAAGUGGUGAGGUUGUGCUGGAAACAACAAAUAUUUGUAAGGUGAAGGCCAUUCGAGUCUUUGUUUUUUCAUAUAGAGCCCUUUACACUCCAGACGUUUGUCUUUGUACUUUGUAUAGUCAAAUGGAGAGAUAUAUUUUUGCAUUGUAUGCAAACAAUAAAUGAAGCAUCGGAACAGGACAACUAGACACAUCUUAAACAUUUGUACAACAUUGGUGAUUUAUUUAGUUGACAAACGUUUCCUUCUGACAAGAGCAGAUAUCUCAGUCAGGUAACAGAUAUGCACAGGUUUCUAAAUUAUAUCAAAAUUAUUCUCUAUUCAAAUUUUUUAAUUUAGCUUCUAUGACCAUUUAGUUUUAACUUUGCACUUUAUACUAUGUCGAUAUCCAGUUAUUUCACAUGAGCUCUAAGAACAAUCCUUAUUCUGGUAAUACGACUUCAAACCUUACAAGAUAAAAACACUUAAUUUUUAAGAUUUUACAAGUUGGUAUAAGUAAAACCUUAUAGUUUAUUGACUAUAAGCAGAUACAUUUAACUACAGCAAGAUAUUUUUGUUAACUGGUGCUUUUCUUUAGUAGUUUUACUGUGAUUUAUUUUAGCUUAUGAUACUGGUGCUAGCUUUAAUAUUGUUCAUUAUUUAAAUUUAAGCAUUUAAGAAAAUGUCAGAAUUUAGAAUAUACUUAAGAACCCAGUCAGUUUGAUUUACAAAGAUUUGUUUAAUUCACAAUUUUGCUUGGUAUUGAUUGUAUAACAAACAGGUACUUAAUUAAAUUAUGUCAUGUAUGUGCAAUACAUGUAGUUAUAAAUUUUAUGAAAGAGUGAUUGUUUUUAUCUUGAGAACUGCUGUAUAGUGGUAUUUAAGAAUAUUGUAAAAAGGUAAAUUGAUUUUGUCUAUAAUGUAUUAGUUUUUAGCCUACUAAGGUCAUGAAGGUUAAGAAUUGGCUUAUUUAACCAUGUUUGUUAUCAUGUAUUUUUGCAUUUAUCAGAAAUCAUAUUUUAUGAUAAGAAAAAUAUAUUUUAUAAGACUUAAGUGAUACUCCAUAUUCAGUUCCCUUUAAAGUGCACCAUACAGAACUUUCUUAUAUGGCAUCUAUAAAGUUUGGUAUAUAUAUUUCCACUUCCAUUACUCAUAUACAUUAUUGAAUUUGUAAUGAAAAGAAAACCAAAUUUUUCCAAUUCUAUAUAUGAUUUGGUUUUUAUGUGUAUCAUAUAAAACCUCCUCAGGCCUAACCUCAUCAUUAUCACCCUCUCUAUCGUUAUCUGGGCAAGAAACUGUAUGAAAAUGGCAUCUAGAAAGGAUUUUUAGGCAGAACUAAGGGUUAAAAUUUCCUUCCAAACCAAAAUAGCUUGGACAUAAAGAAGGCAUCAUUUUACCAGACAGAACAUAACAAUAAGAUCUACUACACUUAUUUACAAUUUUUUUUUUUUUUUAAACCAGUUAGGACAAACAUCAAAUGGCCUUGUACGUAAAAUGGUCGUUAUGGUAAUUUGCCAAUGUUGUAAGAACCCUGGGGAAUAUAUAUUUAGGAAUUGAGUUAUAAGUUAGUUUUUUUUUACUUGAGGAACAAUGGUCAAGUCAGGUUUUAAAUAGUGAUUUUGGUAUAUGAUUUUAUUUUACUGAACAGUCUGUCUUUUUAUAGUUCAGGACAUACUUUGUUACCUUGGGUCACCAGCAAUACAUGCAGGCCCGUAGCCAGGAAUUUCCAAGAGAGGGUUCGUUCAACUCACAAACUCGACUUUAACAGUCACAAUAUGAACAGAACCUUGACUUUAACAGUGCUUAUUAGUUUUCAAGGGGGGGGGGGGGUGUCUGAACCCCCCUGGCUACGGGUAUGACAUGGAGCAGCAUUAUUUGGGGAAAACUAUAUUAUAUAUUGAUAACAAGUAAACUCAACAUUUGAAUUACAAUAACAGAUUUUCAGAUUAGAGUACAGCUAAAAAAAAAUGUGUUUGAAACAGUAUGAAGUAGAAUUGUGAAACUGUUGGGUUAUUUUUAUCACACUAUCAGAUGAUAUAUGCCCAUCCUUGAGAUAAGGACAAAACCAGAUAAAUGUAUGAUGAAAUCAAGGUCAUAAUUUAAACAUUUAUUUUUAUAGGCAUUUCAGUCUUUAGUUAUUCAUUGAUUUCAUUGAUAUUGAUAUCUGUCGGCAGACAUUAAAAACUUUGAAUUCAAGAAAGUUUGAUGUCAUGUGUAUAGCUAAAGUUCCAAUAUAUAUAAGAUGCAAUUUUUAUGCCAUUAAGCUUUACAUUUUAAGUCAGUAUGAUGUAUUGUUAUUGACAUUAGGUUGAUAUCUUGGUAGACUAAGUACAUCAACUUCCUGUGGAAGCUGCUAAACAUUUUAAUACAGGUUUUAGAAACCUAUGAAAGGUUUAAGAUUUAUAGGUUUAAUGCAGAAUGAUGAGACUUUUUUGAGAUGGACUAACAAUAAUCUCGUACAAUUUGUUCAUUUUUGAAAAUUUAGGAAUUACUUAAUUUCUCGUUGGCUUUCAAUUUCCAUACAGACAUUGUUUUUGAUAGUGAUUUUACUAAGAUGAAAUAAGUGUGAUGAUCAAAUUGUGUUAUUUAUUUAUUUUUAUUGAACAAUGCAUUUUCAAGGAACAAGUUUAUACAAAAAUCUCAAAAAUGUUAUAAUCUCAUUUGUGUAAAUGAAUUCCAGACAGUUAAAAGAUCUGAAUAUUGUUGUUGUAUAUAAUAUUGUUGUUAUGCAUGGUAGAUUGUUAUUGUUGUUGUAGUAUAAAUAAAUGUGCAAUACACCAA
This is a messenger RNA of Mytilus trossulus (common blue mussel), 6405 nucleotides long. Its product is annotated as probable ATP-dependent RNA helicase ddx20. Lineage: Eukaryota; Metazoa; Mollusca; Bivalvia; Mytilida; Mytilidae. Gene Ontology annotation, molecular function: DNA-binding transcription factor activity, RNA polymerase II-specific; sequence-specific DNA binding. The transcript is spliced from 4 exons. The coding region runs from base 201 to 1955 and encodes 584 amino acids. The record is from RefSeq and is a predicted model, not a curated record. Gene Ontology annotation, cellular component: nucleus. Gene Ontology annotation, biological process: regulation of transcription by RNA polymerase II.